AUGCCACCGCACAACCCGCAACCCCUUCCCUCCCUCACCCUGAUCGUGGCGACGACCCCGAUCCGCACCGCGUCGACAACCACAAAAGACGAAAUCACGCGCCUAGGAAUCGGCUUAAAUGGCACGCUCCCAUGGCCGCGCAUAAAAACAGACAUGUCAUUCUUCGCUCGCGUAACAUCCCGCCCACCGGGUCCAGGCACGACGAACGCCAUCAUCAUGGGCCGCAAGACGUAUGACUCAGUGCCAGCCUCACUGCGCCCACUCGCGAAGCGCAUUAACGUUGUGGUCACGCGUGACACAUCCGGGUCUGUUCGCGAGAGCGUGACUGCCGAAUUAGGGAAUAUGAGGAGAAAGAUUGCGGCUAAGGCCGCUCAGGCACAGGCCACAAGUGCGGAAAAGGAAGCUCUUGAGCCGCCCAAGGAUGCUGUUCCAGCUCCGCCGGUGGGCCCGGUGACGGAUGCGAUUGUUACACCGAGUCUGGGCGCAGCUUUGGAGCAGUUGGACUCUGUGUAUGGGGCGCAGGGGACGCUUGGCAAGAUUUUUGUUAUAGGUGGGGCCGAGAUUUAUAAUGCUACGUUGAAUAUGGGUGCCGAGGAGCUACGUGGUCGGCCUGUUAGGGUUGUCAUGACGAAUGUUGUGCGAAAGGGGGCUGUAGAUGUGCCUACUUCGUUUGAGUGUGAUACAUUCUUCCCGUUGGAUGGGCUUCACAAGAAGAAUGGGUGGCGGCCUGUUAGCCCCGGGGAGGUUUCCGAGUGGGUUGGAGAGGGUGUUGAUUUGGAGUGGAAGAAGGACGGGGAUGUUGAGGUUCAGAUGGUUGGAUUUGAAAAAUUGAUUUAG
Penicillium roqueforti is the source of this 837-nucleotide messenger RNA. RefSeq names its product dihydrofolate reductase. Gene Ontology annotation, molecular function: NADP binding; dihydrofolate reductase activity. Gene Ontology annotation, cellular component: mitochondrion. The transcript has a single exon. Bases 1 to 837 code for a protein of 278 amino acids. NCBI's taxonomy places the organism in Eukaryota, Fungi, Ascomycota, Eurotiomycetes, Eurotiales, Aspergillaceae. Gene Ontology annotation, biological process: glycine biosynthetic process; dihydrofolate metabolic process; tetrahydrofolate biosynthetic process. The record is from RefSeq and is a predicted model, not a curated record.